Molecule: messenger RNA, 3371 nt
Organism: Ficedula albicollis (Collared flycatcher)
Lineage: Eukaryota; Metazoa; Chordata; Aves; Passeriformes; Muscicapidae
Gene: ZBTB11
Product: zinc finger and BTB domain containing 11
Exons: 11
Coding region: 40-3168 (1042 amino acids)
Cellular component (GO): nucleus
Molecular function (GO): protein binding
Source: RefSeq, a predicted model, not a curated record
UCUGAGGGCGCGGGGGCUCUCCCGUGCCCCUGCCGCGCGAUGUCCAGCGAGGAGAGCUACCUGGCCAUCCUGCGGUACCUGACGAACGAGCGGGAGCCGUACGCGCCGGGCACGGAGGGCAACGCCAAGCGGAAGAUCCGCAAGGCCGCCGCCUGCUACGUGGUGCGCGGCGGCACGCUGUACUACCAGCGGCGGCAGCGCGACCAGCAGCGCUUCGCCGAGCUGGAGGUGGUGCUGCAGGCCGAGCGCCGCGCCCGCCUCAUCCGCGCCGCGCACCUGGCGCCCGACGGCGCGCACCGCACCCGGCUGCAGACCUGGCAGGGGCUCUCGCAGAAGUACUGGUGGAGAGGUAUUCUUAAGCAGGUUAAAGAUUACAUUAAAGAAUGCAGCAAGUGCCAGGAAAAGCUGGAUCGCUCUAGAUCUCUCUCAGAUCCUUCUGAAAUGCUGGAGGAGCUAGGACUUGAUGCAAAAUCUCAUGAGGACAGUAAUGAAACAGAUGAUGAAUUGAGUAACACAGCAUCAAUCCCAGCUGCAUCCCCAAAGCCUGUGAAGAAGAAGCCAAUAGCAAAGCAUGAGCUUGUGUUUGUUGACAGUAAGGGCCUUGUGAAGCAGUCAUCUUCCAAACAUUGUCUGUCAGUCUUAAACCAACUGAAUCAGCAGAGACUUUCCAAUCAGUUCUGUGAUGUGACUUUGCUGAUUGAAGGAGAGGAGUACAAAGCUCACAAAUCUGUCUUGGCAGCCAACAGCGAGUACUUCCGAGAGCUCUUCAUUGAAAAGGGAGCUGUCACUAGUCAUGAAGCUGUAGUGGAUCUGUCAGGUUUCUGCAAGUCCAGUUUCUUGCCUUUAUUGGAAUUUGCUUAUACUUCAGAAUUAACGUUUGACUUCUGUAGUAUGGCAGAAGUGGCCAUGCUUGCCCGGCAUCUCUUCAUGUCAGAGGUCCUUGAAAUCUGUGAGAAUGUGCACAAACAGAUGGAAGAGAAACAAAUUACAGUGUACCAAAAGGGAGAUAUUCAAACAGUAGAGUCAACACAAAAUCUAGCAGAGCAGGCUGAAGUGGAGAUGCAGCCCAUGGAUGGUGUUGAGCAACCUAGACUCACAGCCAGUGAAGUGCCAGUAGCUGUGAAUGGAGCUCCUUCCUCUGCUGGGACAGAGGAGGCAGCUGCACCCCAGCCUGACCUCCUGCAGCCAGAGCCUCUGGAGGCCACUGCAGGUGGUACUUCCAAGCCGGUGGAACAGUGUGAAACAACUGAAAGUUACAUCAAGAUCCAGCUGGUGGAGAGCAUUUCAACCAGCCUCUACAACAGACUCAGCUCUGAGCCAUUGACUGUGGAAGCCAUGGACACACAGAGUCAAAGGGAAACUGAGACAGUUCAAAAUCAAAGCGAUAAAGCACAUGUGGACUCUGCUUCUGAAGACUCCUCAGAGUCAGUCAAGCAAAAAAGUAAUGAGCAGAGCAGCUGCAGUUCCCAGCCAGAAAGCCUCACUUCCAGCCAGGACGAUACUUACAAAAGCAAGCUUCGCCAGCGUUCAGUCAGUGAGGGGGGAUACAUCAGGCUGCAUAAAGGAAUUGAAAAAAACCUGCAGAAUAGAAAGAAAAAUCCUAAAUCUGCAGUGCAGCAGGUUGCCAUGAAGCUGGUACAAAGAGGGAAAAAAAUGAAACAGCCCAAAAGAGACACCACAGAAAGUAAUGAAGUGGAAGCUCAGCACAAAUGCACUGACUGUGGAAUGGUGUUCCAGCGGCGCUAUGCACUCAUAAUGCACACACUGAAACAUGAAAGAUCUAAAGAAUAUAAAUGCCCAUUGUGUAAGAAGGAAUUCCAGUACGGCGCCUCCCUGCGGGCGCACCUGGUGCGGCACACGCGGAAGACGGAAGGCACCGCUGCAGCUCCGGGUGCCGAGGGAACGGGCGUGCCCUCGGUGAAAGGGAGAACCAAACGGGAAUUCGUGUGUGACAUAUGUGGGAGGACUCUGCCAAAGCUCUAUUCUCUCAGAAUACACAUGCUUAAACAUACGGGUGUCAAACCCCAUGCGUGCAAGGUUUGUGGGAAGACCUUUACAUAUAAGCAUGGAUUAAAAAUGCACUUAGCUCUCCAUGAAGUACAGAAACAGUUCAAGUGUGACUUGUGUGAAAAGUCUUUUGUCACAAAAAGAAGUCUUCAGGAACACAUGAGCAUUCAUACAGGAGAAUCCAAAUAUCUUUGCUCCAUCUGCGGAAAAUCUUUCCACAGGGCAUCAGGACUCAGUAAACACAUAAAGAAACAUCAGCCAAAGCCUGAAGUUCGUGGAUAUCAGUGUACUCAGUGUGACAAGAGUUUCUAUGAAGCUCGAGAUCUUCGGCAGCAUAUGAAUAAACAUUUGGGUGUGAAGCCAUUUCAGUGUCAGUUCUGUGGAAAAUGUUACAGCUGGAAGAAAGACUGGUAUUCUCAUGUAAAGUCUCAUUCUGUCACAGACCCUUAUAGGUGUAACGUAUGUGGAAAAGAAUUUUAUGAGAAGGCUUUGUACCGAAGACAUGUAAAGAAAGCCACACAUGGUAAAAAAGGAAGAGCAAAACAGAAUCUGGAACGAGUCUGUGAGCACUGUGGAAGAAAAUUCACUCAACUCCGGGAAUAUAGGAGGCACAUGAACAAUCAUGAAGGCGUGAAGCCCUUUGAGUGCCUGACGUGCGGCGUGGCGUGGGCGGACGCGCGCUCGCUGAAGCGCCACGUGCGGACGCACACGGGCGAGCGGCCCUACGUGUGCCCCGUCUGCAACGAGGCCUAUAUCGACGCGCGCACCCUGCGCAAGCACAUGACCAAGUUCCACAGGGACUACAUUCCCUGCAAGAUCAUGCUGGAGAAGGACACUCUGCAGUUCCACAACCAGGGCACGCAGGUGGAGCACGCCAUCAGCAUCCUGGCGUCGGACGUGCAGGAGCAAGAAGCCGAGAUCAGCUUUGGCGCUGCCGAGGGCGAGACCGUGGUAGUGACGGGAGAGACGCUGGAAGCCAUCGAAGCAGUUGCAGCUACUGAGGAGUGCACGUCGGUCUCCACCCUUUCUGACCAAAGCAUCAUGCAGGUGGUAAAUUACGUGCUGGCACAACAGCAAGGACAGAAAAUGGCUGAAGUGACGCAGGCCAUUGAAACUGUAGAAGUAGAGGUGGCCCACGUAACAAAGACGGAGCCAAUUUAGUAUAUGAGGGCAAGAAGGGUAAAGUUCUGUAUCUGUGAGAGCCGAGUUUUUAAUGGGUUAUCUCAGGCUUUCAGUGAUGCUUGUUCUCAAAUGGUUAAUCUUCAGUACUGAAUGUUGUGAUGACAGAAUACUGCACCAACCAUUAGAGAGGAAAAAGUACCAAUACUCCAGUGGGCCAAGGCUUUGAAAGCUAGGAUUUCUAU